Panicum virgatum (switchgrass) is the source of this 2499-nucleotide messenger RNA. RefSeq lists its product as uncharacterized. Bases 1 to 2499 code for a protein of 832 amino acids. The record is from RefSeq and is a predicted model, not a curated record. Lineage: Eukaryota; Viridiplantae; Streptophyta; Magnoliopsida; Poales; Poaceae. The transcript has 3 exons.
AUGGCCGUGGUCUUUAUUUUGGCACAGUCGAAGGAUGACUGGGGCAAAUGGGGGUUCCGGAUCACUGUCAUCUCGAGCUUAGUGGCAAACCUGGUGGUCGCCAUCGUGUCCGGGACACGGCGGCGCUCGGCGCCCCCCGGCCGGUGGUAUUGGUAUGGGUUCGUAGGCCUGGCGGGUAAGGGUGCCCUCUGGGGUGCGUACCAGCUCGCUGAGGUAGCCGCGACGAGCGCAAUCGGCAGCCUGUCCCUCUGCGGCACCGAUGCGUCGGAGGAGGAGCAGCAGGUGGCGGCGUUCUGGGGCCAGUUCCUCCUGUUGCACCUGGGCGGCCCGGACAACCUGACCGCCUACGCUCUAGAGGACAACAAGAUGUCCUGGCGCAAAUGGUUUGAGAUAGUCUUUCGGAUUCUGGGGAUGUGGUAUACCAUCUACGACAACACGCACCGCGGCGGCCGCAGCUGGGGUCAGCUGCUCGCGGCGUCCGUCGUCAUGAUGUUGGCCGGCAGCGUCAGGUACGUGGAGAGGGCGGUGGCGCUAUACGAAGCCAGCUUCGACAAGAUGAAGGAGUCCUCAUCAAGCAGCAGCAGCAGCAGCAAGGACGACGACAAGAUGGAUUAUUCACUGAAAUGCAGAAGGAUCGAGGCUGGGAACGCCUCGUCGUCGAGCAGCAGCAGCAGCUGCAGCAAGGACGACGCUAAGAUGGCAUAUUUGAAAUUCAGAAUCGAGAAGAUGAAGAGGGAGGGGCGGUCGCUGAGCGACCGAAAGGCCCUGCUCCUUGCUCAGGACCUGUUCCCCGUCUGGCGCCAUGCCCUGGUCGAUUCUUCUGUCGAUCCAUAUUCAAAAAGGCAACAAGCCAGCGAGGCGAUACUUACCCGUUUGGAUGGGCGGGAGUGGGGCUGGGAGAACAGGUGCAAGGUGGCCGAGAUGGAGCUCUCCCUCAUCUACGAGUUCCUCUACACCAAGGCGAUCCUGGCGCACAGCUGCACCUGGCUCUACUAUCUCAUCCGCUUGCUGUCGCCGCUCUCCACUGCCGCCGCCGCGUUCCUCUUCAGCUCCUGGCUGCUCCAUCCUGAUGAUAAUGGCGGCCGCCGGGUGGUCAGGGGAUCCUUUGUCGGGAUCACCUACGCCCUGCUGACCGUCACCUUCCUCAUGGAUGUCGCGUGGCUGCUGAGGGCCCUCGGGUCGACAUGGGCGUACGCCUACCUACGGGAGCUCGCCGGCGGGGCCGGAACGAGACGGUGGUGGUGCAGGCUCCACCGCAUGGUCGUCCGCCUGGACCCGUUGCGGCUAUUCGGCUGCGACCCGGUCAGCCACAGGCUGUGGUCGGGCACCAUCGGCCGGUACAACUUGCUGCACGAGUGCAGUGCAGCUCGCGGCCCGUGUCGUCCAGAGUUGUGGCCCGUGUCCAUGGCUGGAGACGACAAACCCAAGGAGAUGCGGUAUCUGCAUAAGCUUCCUAAAAGCGUAAAGAGAUUGCUGUUCGAGCGAGUGACGAAAAUAUUGCAGGAGGCCAUUGAUAAGCAAAAACUAAAAAAGGAUGCUGACAAGAACAAGAACAAGAACAAGCACAAGGACAAGGACGAGGACGAGGAGUACAAGAAGAUGUACAGCAGGGAGGACAUCAGGACACACUGGGGCCAGAAGGCCUUCCUCAGUGCACAUGAACAAGUCAGAAAAAAUAUCAAAGCCAAUAUCGAUUCGAAUGGAUUGAAAAUUAGGACGCCGUGGGACGAGGGUGCUGAGGCGACCGCGCAAAUUAGGACGCCGGGGCACGAAGGUGCUGAGGCGACCGCGACGCUGUGGGACGAGGACGAGAGGCGUCCUAUGUUCGGCACGGAAUUCGAGGAGGACGUCCUCUUGUGGCACAUCGCCACGUGCAUGCUCCUCCCGCACAUCAGACGGAGAGGAAGUACUACACCACAUGCGUGGGCAAUUGAGGUAUUGUCGGAAUACAUGAUGUUCCUUGUGGCUGUCCGUCGACAAAUGCUACCUGGCCUUGUCCUCCACAGCCAGCUGCAGGUAACCCGCGAAACAUUGAGGGAAGUAUGGGUUAAGACUGAAAGGGACAAGCUUUCUAAGUUACUACCCGAAGGAUGUAUGAUGGAAAACAAAGAAAAGUUAGCCAUGUUCCUGCGACGCGUGACUAGGGAGAAGCCGCGGGAGGGGGAAGCUUUUAUUCAAAUUAAAGGCAUCGAAGGUACGCGACUUCUCGCGCAUGCAGUAGAGCUUUAUUUUGCCCUAUCAGGCGACAAGAAAAGACUUCGUCUGCCUGAGCCGAGACUAGAUGAUGAUAAUAUGCUGGAGUUCAUCUUCAAUGUGUGGGUGGAUAAGCUGGUCUACGCGGCCGUCCGGUGCAGCAGGGAGGCCCAUGCCACGCAGCUCAGCGCCGGUGGCGACCUCACCACCGUGCUGUGGAUGCUUAUCCAACAUGCUGGCCCGUUUUGCAUAGGAGAAACAACCAGCAUCUACAUCAUCCUAGAGGAGCCGAAGCUGACCCCUUGA